CUCCAAACGUCCUUAGUCAGAAGAAAACGCCACAGGUAUUACAACACAGGAAAUUUUACGUCAGAAGACCGUCAUUUUUAUAGCUAUAAAUAAGGGCCGAGAUGUCCAGUGAUUUCAAACACUCCACUUCGAGAGGCAAGAAGACAACACUCAACCACCAGAGACCUGACGAGUCGAGAGGACAACAUGAAGAGUUUCUACGUGUUCUGUCUCGCCGCGUGUCUGUACGGCACGCUGCUCGUGCCUUCCUCGGCGCACCCCUCACCCUUACACCGAGGACAGGGACGCCACCACCACCCCCACCCCGACCAGGACGACCUUCCACCAGAUGUCGAGCUGAUCGACUUCGACCAGUUUUUCGGGGUGCCAGAGGACCCAUUAAGUGAACAGAUUGAAGGUACGGAAGAAGGUGAGACGAAUCGUGAGCCCCUGUCACAACAACCAAAAGGAUUCAACAAGAAUGACGGAAUGCUCUACCUACAACAGUUUGGGUAUUACAACAUGUCAGAGGACCCCACAGGCAUGCUGGGAAGUCUGGGCACCAUCAGUCCCAUGAUGCGUCGCGCGGUCAUCAACUUCCAGAGGUUCGCAAACAUCCCGACAACAGGUGUCAUUGAUGAAAAGACGGCAGAGAUGAUGAAGAUGCCGCGGUGCGGAUGCCCUGAUGUUGUGGCGCCGCCUAGCGGUCCUGUGGCGCGUUACACCCGCCUGGGCAGCAGAUGGCAAAAGAACGACCUGACCUACCGCAUCAACAACUUCACUCCUGACCUCCCCCGCGAUCAAGUAGUAGAUGCCAUUGCCCGCGCAUUUGACGUAUGGUCCGAGGUGACGCCCUUGACCUUCAGACGUGUUUCCGGUCCAGCUGACAUCGAGAUCCGGUUCGCCGCCGGUAGCCAUGGAGACGGCAACGCCUUCGACUCCAGGGGAGGCGUCCUGGCGCAUGCGUACCAACCCGGAGGGGGCAUCGGCGGUGACGCCCAUUUUGACGAGUCGGAAGUCUGGCAAAUCGGAGGACCAAGUAUCGCGUUCCUGAGCGGAACUGACCUGUUCUCGGUGGCGGCUCACGAGUUCGGCCACUCUCUGGGGCUGGGGCACUCCCAAGUGAACUCCGCCCUGAUGGCGCCGUUCUACCGGUACCAGUCGCGUCUGCGUCUGGACAGAGACGAUAUCAACGGGAUUCAGAGUCUGUACGGUGGACCGCAACCUCGUCCUCGUCCCCAGCCCACGCCAGCACCUCGUCCCCAGCCCACCAAGCCUCCCGUGAACCCACCGCCCCCUGGCGGAGAGGGUGAUGCUGACACCUGCAGCGGGAAAAGUUUCGACGCCUUCACCCGCUUGGCCAACGGCACCAUGUACGCCUUCAGAGGGAAGUACUUCUGGCAGCUGACUGAGCGUGGGGUGUCGCCUGGAUACCCACAGCUGAUCAAGGACGUCUGGCAGGGAUUGCCGGGAAAUCUGGACGCCGCCAUGUUCUAUGAGAUCAACGGAAAGACAUACUUCUUCAAGGGAGGACAGUUCUGGCGGUUUACCGGUGACAGCAUGGACAGCGGAUACCCCCGUUCCAUCAGUGUCUGGCGUACUGUGAGUGACAUCGACGCCGCUCUGUACUACGGAGAAUGGGACGGCAGAACCAGAUCCUACUUCUUCAAAGACGGGCAGUACUGGCGGUACACCGGCGGGGCCCGGGCGGGAGCCGACUCCGGCUACCCCCGCUCCCUCAGCCUGUGGCGCGGCUUCCCCACACGGAUCGACGCCGCCUUCACCAGCGCGGACGGCACCAGGUACAUCUUCCGUAAGGACCGCUACUGGAAACUGGCAGCUAACCGCGCUGCUGUGGACACCAACGGGGGGUACCCGCGGAGCGUCGCCACGGACUUUCUGGGUUGCGCUAAAACCCUUGUAGACCUAGAGGUAGAGCCUUGAUAGA
Messenger RNA from Branchiostoma belcheri (Belcher's lancelet), 1927 nucleotides. Its product is annotated as stromelysin-1-like. NCBI's taxonomy places the organism in Eukaryota, Metazoa, Chordata, Leptocardii, Amphioxiformes, Branchiostomatidae. Gene Ontology annotation, cellular component: extracellular matrix. Gene Ontology annotation, molecular function: metalloendopeptidase activity; zinc ion binding. The transcript has 10 exons. The record is from RefSeq and is a predicted model, not a curated record. The coding region runs from base 187 to 1923 and encodes 578 amino acids. Gene Ontology annotation, biological process: extracellular matrix organization; proteolysis; collagen catabolic process.